Molecule: messenger RNA, 2217 nt
Organism: Sardina pilchardus (European sardine)
Lineage: Eukaryota; Metazoa; Chordata; Actinopteri; Clupeiformes; Clupeidae
Gene: slc25a34
Product: solute carrier family 25 member 34
Exons: 6
Coding region: 572-1597 (341 amino acids)
Source: RefSeq, a predicted model, not a curated record
GCGGGACUUCAGGGACUGGAAAGUAUCAUUGAAUGCACAUGUUUACCAUCGCUCGCUGCUACAGUGGCACACACAGGGAGUAGAACGGCUACAGUACAGUUUGGGCACUGUCUACAGCCUCCCAGAAUUCUGUGGAAUUGUAACUUUGUCUACGAUGGUGGGGUCAAGUGAUAGUUCGGAGCCAGACUUAACUGGAUAACUUUCAUGUCACCUCACUUUGAUGACCCAGAAGACUGUACGCAAGGAUUCUGGCAGAAGCAUGUGGAUCAGGAUAUCUGAAAAAACCAAGUGCUAGUGCAGUGGUCUGCUCUGAUGCAGGAUCAGUGCGCCAGUUUUGAACAUUGAGUGCUGACAACAGGACUGGGACUACUAUCAUAAGGACACAAUCACCAGGUUGUACAUGACUCAGGGUUUUUAACUCAGGGUUUCACGAAUAUCGUAGCGCCCUCAUAACUUAAGCCAGGGAGCUUUCUGUUGUAAGGAAUUCUCUGACAUGCAUAGUCAGCAAGCUGGAUAUUUAUCAAGAUCAUAGUCACUGACUCUCCUUGUGACGUCAGAGGCGUUAAGUAAGAUGACGACAGGCACCCUGCUGGACUAUCCAACCACAGAGUCUCCGUUCGGCAGUCCACCAGUCGCCAUGCCAGCUCUAAGCCGGGCUCCAACGCAAGGGCCAACGCAAGGGCCACCCCACCUCUGGCCCCCUCUGGACUUUGUACUGGGGUCCCUGGCCUGCUGUGGAGCCUGCGUGUUCACGAACCCCCUGGAGGUGGUGAAGACACGCCUGCAGCUGCAGGGCGAGCUGAGGGCCCGCGGCUCCUACCAGAGGCACUACCGCGGCGUCCUGCAGGCCCUGUGGUUGGUGGGCCGCAACGACGGCCUCCGCGGGCUCCAGAAGGGCCUGUGCGCCGGUUUACUGUACCAGGGCUUUAUGAAUGGCGUGCGGCUGGGCUUCUACUCGUACAGCGAGGUGGCUGGGAUCACCCAAGCCCCAGGUGGGAACAUCCUGGCUGGGGCCAUUGCAGGAGCCCUGGGGGCAUUCGUUGCAUCACCAGCCUACCUGGUCAAGACACAUCUUCAAGCCCAAACAGUGGAGACUAUUGCUGUGGGUCAUCAACAUAACCACCAGGGAGUGUCAAGUGCCUUUGCUACCAUCUACCGCCGUGAGGGGCUGGUGGGACUGUGGAGGGGGGUGAAUGGAGCUGUGCCCAGGGUCAUGGUGGGCUCAGCUGCCCAGCUUGCAACCUUCAGCUCGGCCAAGGAGUAUGUCUCUCACUCAGAGUGGUUUCAUCCAAACAGCUGGCUGAUUGCCUUGACCGCUGCUAUGCUUAGUGGUCUUGCGGUGACCAUCACGAUGACCCCAUUUGAUGUGAUUAGCACAAGACUUUACAACCAACCUGUGGAUGAGUUUCAUAGGGGCCAGCUGUACCGGGGCUUCCUGGACUGCAUGCUGAAGGUGAGCCAGGCCGAGGGGCUGCUGGGCCUCUAUAAGGGCAUCGGGCCGGUGUUCCUGCGCCUGGCCCCCCACACGGUGCUCAGCAUGCUGCUGUGGGACGUGAUGAGGCAGAGGGCGCUCCAGUACCAGCUGGAGUCCAUGUGAGGAGCCGCUGAGAGAGAGAGUCAUGCCAGGGGGGCAGGAGCCACACUCGACUCGGUGGUCUGGGCGCUGAGGCUACGGCAGCAGAGCUGCGCCUUAGUGCGAGUCCUCCAGUUAAAGACUGUGGAGAAUGUGUUACAGGAUCACACCGAGAAAGGGAAGGGUGACGGGCAGGUCAACAACUUCUGAAAACGUUUCUUGGAGCCAUUUAGUUUAACCUCAUGUUCGUUUGGUUGGUCUCUCAGGAUUUCUUUGUAUCAUUUUGUCUAGGACAUAUACUGAAGCUCUGAUGUUUUAGUGAACAUACUGAUAAUUACCUCUGAAUAUGUCUUGGACUAAUACUAAAGCUAUGGACUGUCAAUGAACUCAUCAUAAAACAGAGUGCAAUCCUCCCUCUGUGCCUGAUCUUAGAAUAAGUGCAUUGUCAUGAGACAGGCUAAUAUGAUGUAUGCUCUCCCUGAAGAUAAAUAUGUGCUUUAUUCAUUAGUAGAAUAGAGAAACUGAUAUGCCUUCUGUGCUUCAUGUAUUGAAUGAAGAAUGUAAAUACUUUUACUAAUUAUCUAUAAAUGUUGACAUAUUAAUCACUAUGUAUUCCUCUUAAUAAAGAUUUUGCUGAUAUAAAA